AUGGACACUCGCAGUUCAUCGCCAGACCUGGACCCCGUGGCGGGCAUCACGGAGGACAUGGUGUCGCUGCCCACAUACAAAAAGGCGGGCGACGCAAGCAUCGACUUCGACGGACUGCUGCCACAGUCGAUCAAGCUCCACGAGGAUGUGCGAACAGGCUGCGGAGGCCAGACGUGGCCUGCAGGCAUGGUGCUGGGGAAGCACAUGCUGCGCUAUCACAGAAGCAAACUAGAGACUGCGCGAAUACUGGAAUUGGGCGCCGGCGGUGGACUGGUCGGAUUGGCUGUGGCGGCUGGCUGCGAGCUCCAGGCGCCACUCAUCUUAACCGACCAGGAUGUGAUGCUGGAGCUGAUGAAGCAUAACAUUCAGCUGAACAAGCUCGAUGGUAAGGCUACGGCCUCAAUAUUGGAUUGGGGCGAGCCAUUACCGGAAGCCGUCGUGGCGUGCAAACCGGAUGUUAUACUGGCGGCAGAGUGCGUCUACUUUGAGCCGGCCUUUCCGUUGCUGAUGCAGACGCUCAAGGAUCUGUUUGAGCUCAACGAAAACGCCGUGGUGUAUUUUUGCUUCAAGAAGAGGAGACGAGCGGACAUGCAGUUUGUCAAGGCCGCCAAGAAGGCGUUUGUGGUCGAGGAGAUUUUCGACGAGGACAGGCCAGUGUUUCAGCGAGAGUCACUCUUCCUUUUUACUUUUAGAAAGCGGGCGACAGGUGGCACCACCUCGAGCAAGAAAAACGGCACAGCAGCCAACCAUGCUGACCAAAUACAAAUCCAAAGUUGA
This is a messenger RNA of Trichoderma breve, 777 nucleotides long. RefSeq names its product lysine methyltransferase domain-containing protein. NCBI's taxonomy places the organism in Eukaryota, Fungi, Ascomycota, Sordariomycetes, Hypocreales, Hypocreaceae. The record is from RefSeq and is a predicted model, not a curated record. The coding region runs from base 1 to 777 and encodes 258 amino acids. The transcript is spliced from 3 exons.